Messenger RNA from Dracunculus medinensis (Guinea worm), 1662 nucleotides. Lineage: Eukaryota; Metazoa; Nematoda; Chromadorea; Rhabditida; Dracunculidae. The record is from the annotation of a GenBank genome assembly.
GCACAUCUACGUCCCGGUCGCAUGCUACUUAUCGAUUUAUAUGAAAAGAAACUGAUUGAUGACGAUGACCUGAAAUUAAAAAUUGCAUCAUUAAGACCGUAUAAAAAAUUAUGUUCCAAACGAAUUCAUUUAAAUCAACUACGUGAAUUGCAUGUUUUGGCUACUGGUGCAAUAACACAUGAAUCGUUAAUAACAAGAGAGCUUUCGAAGCAGUCCAUUCCAGCUUAUCGUUUAAAUAAAGCACAACGUGAAAAAGAUUAUCACCUAGAUUCUGAUCGUCGUCUUACAGCAUUUUUAUAUACGCCUGAUACUUUUGCGCUUAUCAUUGCACCUAUGGUACUUCAACAGAAAGAAGCACUUGGUUCGAUGGGUAACGAUGCUGCGCUAGCUUGUAUUUCCGAUUAUAGUCCACUUUUAUUUUAUUAUUUUCAACAGUUAUUUGCACAAGUAACAAAUCCACCAAUUGAUCCAUUUCGUGAACAAAUUGUUAUGUCAUUGCGUUGUCCUAUAGGACCCGAACCAAAUAUAUUGGAACCAAAUGAAGAAAUUGUUCCGCGAUUAAUGCUUGAACAACCCGUUCUUUCACUCAUCGAUCUUGAAGUAUUAAAACAAACAACCGUGGCAAAUUGGCGUUCUAAAGUUAUUGAUAUUGUUUAUCCUGUAAGGCAUGGACCUAAGGGUCUUGUACCGUCAUUGGAUCGUAUAUGCAGUGAAGCUUGUGCUGCUGCACUCGACGACUAUCAGUUAAUUAUUUUAUCAGAUCGAAAGAUUGAUAAAGAUUUUGUUCCGAUAAGUUCUUUAUUGGCCCUAGGUGCGGUGCACCAAUGUCUACUUAAGCAAAAACUACGAGUGAAGGUGGCGAUAAUCAUUGAAUCAGGUGAGGUCAAAGAAAUCCAUGAUUUUUGUGUUCUUCUAGGAUUUGGAGCUGAUGCAAUUUGUCCUUAUCUCGUUUAUGAAACAUGUCAUCGUCUGCGGAAUUUGGGUCUUAUUGAUGAUACUUUGACUGACGCUAAGAUUUAUCAAGGUUACACGGCUGCAAUCGAACGAGGAAUUUUUAAAGUAAUGGCAAAGAUGGGUAUAAGUACGUUGCAUAGUUAUAAAGGUGCACAGAUUUUUGAAGCUGUUGGAUUAUCACAAGAAGUUGUUGAUCGUUGUUUUACAAAUACUAUUUCACGUCUUGGCGGUGCUACAUUUGAUAUACUUGCAACGGAAUCUCUAAAACGCCAUCGAAAUGCUUAUCCUGCCGUCGAAGAGAAAUAUAAUUAUGGUUUGUUUUUCAAUUUUUCAUUCAAUUUUUUUUGUUCAUUUUUAAAAAUAUAUUUAUUGAUGAUAAAUUUCCGAAUUAUAGGUGAUAGUAAAACACUAAUUAGUCAUGGGACAUAUCAUUGGCGAGAUGGAGGUGAACGCCAUAUUAACGAACCAUUCAAUAUUGCUAAACUUCAGGCAGCGGUACGUUUGAACGAUAAAAGGAGCUAUCAAGAAUUUUCAGCAGCAUCAAAUAUGGCACAACGCCUAUGUACAAUUCGUGGACAAUUGGAAAUUAAGACGAGUCGAAAUCUUCAAAUUCCUUUGUCUGAAGUUGAAGAAGCUAGUAAUAUAGUUAAAAGAUUUGUUACCGGUUUGUAUUUCUCUUUAUUGCUUUUUUUCUAUAGAAAGAAAUAG